ACACUUUGCAAAAAUGGAUUCAGUGAGUUUCAAAGUCUUGGUUUUUGGAUUGGUUCUUGUGAACGUAGCAGUGUUGUGUAAUGGAGGAUCAACAAGCACCUUCGUUAGGAAAGAAGAGAAGACUGUAGAUAUGCUAUUUGACAGUGAUGUCUUUGCUAUUCCUCCUGGUUACAAUGCUCCUCAGCAGGUUCACAUAACACAAGGUGAUCACGAGGGGAAAGCAAUAAUUGUGUCGUGGGUGACGAUGGAUGAACCAGGCUCCAGCGAAGUGCGAUAUUGGAGCGAGAACAGCAAGCAAAAGAAGCUAAUUGCUAAGGGAAGACAUGUUACUUAUAGAUACUUCAAUUACUCAUCUGGUUUUAUUCAUCAUUGCACCAUCAGAAAUUUGGAGUACAACACCAAAUACUACUAUGAAGUUGGAAUCGCGAACACAACGAGGCAAUUUUGGUUUGUUACUCCUCCACAAGUUGGUCCUGAUGUGCCAUACACUUUUGGUGUCAUUGGUGAUCUUGGUCAAACAUAUGAUUCAAAUAAAACUCUUUCUCACUAUGAAAUGAACCCAAGAAAAGGACAAGCUUUGAUGUUUAUUGGAGACCUAUCUUAUGCAGAUGAUCACCCUUAUCAUGAUAAUGUUAAGUGGGAUACUUGGGGAAGGUUUGUAGAAAGGAGUGUUGCUUAUCAACCAUGGAUUUGGGUUACAGGCAACCAUGAAAUUGAUUUUGCUCCAGAAAUUGGUGAAGGUGUACCUUUCAAGCCAUAUACACAUAGGUAUCAUGUUCCUUAUAGAGCGUCACAGAGUACAGCACCCUUUUGGUAUUCUAUCAAGAGAGCAUCAGCACAUAUUAUUGUAUUGGCCUCAUAUUCAGCUUAUGGGAAAUAUACACCACAAUACCAAUGGCUAAAACAAGAGCUACCAAAAGUUAAUAGGACAGAGACUCCAUGGUUGAUUGUUCUCUUGCAUUCACCUUGGUAUAACAGCUACGAUUACCACUACAUGGAAGGUGAAUCAAUGAGAGUAAUGUUUGAGUCCUGGUUUGUGAAGCACAAGGUUGAUGUCGUGUUCGCCGGCCAUGUUCAUGGCUAUGAACGAUCUGAACGUGUGUCCAAUAUUGCAUACAACAUUACAAACGGGCGAUGCAAUCCUGUGAAAGAUAACUCAGCUCCAGUGUAUAUAACCAUUGGUGAUGGAGGAAACAUUGAAGGCUUGGCAAACAAGAUGAUAGAACCACAGCCAGAUUACUCAGCAUAUAGAGAAGCAAGCUUUGGACAUGCCAUGUUUGAUAUCAAGAAUAGAACUCAUGCUUACUAUAGCUGGCAUAGGAAUCAGGAUGGAUAUGCUGUGAAAGCUGAUUCCAUGUGGUUUUUUAAUAGAUAUUGGUACCCGGUUGAUGAUUCCACAACUCAUUAAGUCACGGAUAGAAGUGAUUUGAGUUAUAGGUGAUUGGUCAGAAUAAUUUUAUUAUAUUAUGAAGUAAUGUCGGUAAUUUCAUGAUUAUUGAUUUAGUUGGUGAGUGCAUGAUAUAAAUAAUUAAA
Arachis ipaensis is the source of this 1533-nucleotide messenger RNA. Its product is annotated as purple acid phosphatase-like. The record is from RefSeq and is a predicted model, not a curated record. Lineage: Eukaryota; Viridiplantae; Streptophyta; Magnoliopsida; Fabales; Fabaceae. Gene Ontology annotation, molecular function: metal ion binding; acid phosphatase activity.